Messenger RNA from Penicillium diatomitis, 441 nucleotides. RefSeq lists its product as uncharacterized. The record is from RefSeq and is a predicted model, not a curated record. Lineage: Eukaryota; Fungi; Ascomycota; Eurotiomycetes; Eurotiales; Aspergillaceae. Bases 1 to 441 code for a protein of 146 amino acids. The transcript has 3 exons.
AUGGGGGACUUUGACGCCCCGCGGUAUGUGGAGACGGGGCGUCCAGAAGGGUUUCGACGUUUCGGUCGCGAUGAGAAGCUUCGGUCGCUGGGGAUUUUGGAUGGGCUGGAGGUUAUGUACAAAGGUUUCACGCAAUGGUAUUACAACAACAACUACUACUAUUACUACUAUUACUACUACUACUACUACUACUACUACUACUACUACUACUACUACUACUACUACUACUACUACUACUACUACUACUACUACUACUACUACUACUCGUGUAGUUCGGUAGUUACUCCCAACAAGUCAGCACCUAAAAUUGAAAAUUCCUCGAAGUCUCCUUUCAUUCCUACCUUUAUUGACCAGUCAGUCGCACAUGAUGCUCUCUGGACGUACGCUCCCUCAGUCCAUCACCCUCUCCUGUGGCCAGUCGGCCCAUCCGAGAGCCACUGA